GACGUGUACCGGAUAUUGCAUCACCGGCGUGCGUGCUUGCGUACGCGGAAGCUGUCGUUUGUGUCUGGUAAUUUUGAGGAAUCUGUAGAGUGGACAGACAACGGGCCGGUGCGAAGCUGCCUUUUUACCAUCAGCGCCUGCAAGGAGGAGGUGGAGAGUAGGAGGGUCGACGGAGGAAGGCACGCUCUAGACAUGGUAGAAGCUAAAAAAGAGGGAAACAUGUUCGCGGACGGGAGGACGCAGACGCGCGCGCCGAGCGACGAUCUGGUGCGAUCCGUGUCUCUCCACAGCCGCAGGCCACGCGUCCUGCACGGCACGGUAUUCCCGUUCCUCCUCCUCUACCCGGGCUGUUUAUACGCGUGGUUGGGAGUUUACGGAGCCGCGGAGUACGCUGAGGCCGGCCUGCUCGCGCUCGCCGCUCUCGGGAUCGCGCACGUCCUGACAAUGCUCUCUGGCUACUGGUCCGUGCACGCGCACUGCUGGCUCACCUGCUCCAAGGAGUCUGAUCCAGCCAAAGCCACUUUUGCAAAAGUUAUACCAACACCCAACAAUGGUUCGGCUGAAUUGGUGCCUCUUCUGAGGGAUAAGGAUGAGGAUGGAGCGGAAAUCCUGUCCUUUAAGUUCCAGAAGAUAUGUUAUGUGUACGACAGCAAGGAGAAGAAAUGCUUUCUGCAGGUGGCAUUUCCCAUCAACUUUCCCAUGACUCAUUUCCAAAACUGGAAAGGCUAUCAGGAGGAGGACCAGUUACGGGCUGCGGAGAAGCGCUACGGCACCAACCGCGCAGAGAUGGUGGUGCCCGACUUCCUGGAGCUCUUCAAGGAGAGAGCCACAGCACCCUUCUUCGUCUUCCAGGUGUUUUGUGUGGGUCUGUGGUGUUUGGAUGAGUACUGGUACUACAGCGUCUUUACGCUCUUCAUGCUUGUGGCGUUUGAAGCAUCACUGGUGCAGCAGCAGAUGAGGAACAUGUCAGAAAUCCGCAGAAUGGGAAACAAACCUUACAUGAUCCAGGUCUAUCGGAACAGGAAAUGGAGGCCUGUAUCCAGUGAUGAACUAGUUCCUGGAGACAUUGUCUCAGUUGGACGUUCUCCUCAGGAUAACCUGGUUCCCUGUGACGUGCUGCUGCUGAGAGGCCGCUGCAUUGUGGAUGAGGCCAUGCUCACGGGAGAGUCUGUGCCUCAGAUGAAGGAGCCUGUAGAGGACCUGGACCCUGACAGGAUCCUGAACCUGCAGACAGACUCCCGUCUUCACGUCAUCUCAGGAGGCACCAAAGUGGUUCAGCACAGCCCGCCUCUCCGAGCCAGUGCAGGCCUGAAACCUGUUGACAAUGGCUGUGUGGCGUAUGUUUUGCGGACGGGGUUCUACACUUCUCAGGGCAAAUUAUUAAGAACAAUUCUGUUUGGCGUGAAGAGGGUAACGGCCAACAAUUUGGAGACAUUUAUCUUCAUCCUUUUCCUGUUGGUUUUUGCCAUUGCAGCAGCUGUAUAUGUUUGGGUCGAAGGGACGAAGGACCCGAACAGAAACAAGUAUAAGCUGUUUCUGGAGUGCACUCUGAUCCUCACGUCAGUAGUGCCUCCUGAAUUGCCCAUAGAGCUCUCACUGGCUGUUAACACCUCUCUCAUAGCCCUGGCCAAACUCUAUGUGUUUUGCACAGAACCUUUCAGAAUCCCCUUCGCUGGGAAAGUGGAGAUUUGCUGUUUCGACAAGACUGGCACCCUGACAAGCGACAGCCUGGUGGUUCGUGGCGUCGCAGGACUCAGAGAUGGGAAGCAAGUGACGCCAGUGUCAGAUAUUCCAGUGGACACUCAUCGGGUGGUGGCUACGUGUCAUUCGCUGGUCACACUGGAUGAUGGACAGCUGGUGGGCGAUCCGCUGGAGAAGGCCAUGUUGACCGCAGCAGACUGGAUGCUCACUAAAGAUGAGAAGGUGUUUCCUCGCAGUAUAAAGACUCCGGGGCUGAAGAUCCACCAGAGGUUUCAUUUCGCUAGUGCUCUGAAGAGGAUGUCAGUGCUGGCGUCAUAUGAGCGCAUGGGCUCCACUGAGCUCUGCUAUAUCUCCACCGUUAAAGGUGCACCAGAGACCCUGAAGGACAUGUUCUGUGAGUGUCCGGUCAGCUAUGACGAGGUGCACAGAGAAAUGUCACGGGAGGGAGCCAGAGUUCUCGCACUGGGAUACAAAGAGAUGGGCCACCUGAGCCAUCAGCAGGUGAGGGAGGUGAGCCGGGACAUGCUGGAGUGUGACCUGCGCUUCGCAGGGUUCAUGGUCGUGUCCUGUCCUCUCAAGACUGACAGCAAGGCAGUUAUCAGAGAGAUACAAGAGGCCUCACACCAUGUUGUAAUGAUCACAGGUGACAAUCCUCUAACAGCGUGUCAUGUGGCCAGAGAGCUGCAUUUCAUCCAGAAGGAGCACACACUUAUACUGCAGCAAAGCCCCAGUCAAGCUGAAUGGCAGUGGGUGUCCAUAGACGGCAGUGUGUGCCUCCCUCUCCCUACUUCCUCAGUCUCAGAUUUGGUCAGGCGGUACGACCUCUGUGUGACAGGAGAGGGACUGACCAGGAUGACCUAUGAACCCAGUUUACUCAGCGCUCUGCUUCCUCAUGUGCAAGUCUUUGCUCGUGUCAGCCCUAAACAAAAGGAGUUUGUCAUAACCAGUCUGAAGGGAUUGGGUUUCGUUACGCUGAUGUGUGGAGAUGGCACAAAUGAUGUUGGUGCACUCAAACAUGCCCACAUAGGUGUGGCGUUGUUAGCUAACGCCCCAGAGCACAUGCCUGAGAAAAAGAAGAGAAGCAAAGACAAAGAGUACUCCUCUGGAGAGCCCAGACCCCCAGUCCCGAGUUCUGGGGUCAAACUCGGCUCCCGUGCAGCCAGACAGAGGAUGAUGGCCCAGAGAGAGGAGCAGCUCGCUGCACAGAAGGAGAGGAUCAGUCAGGUGCUGCGAGAGCUAGAAGAGGAUCAGAUUCAGGUGGUUAAACUGGGCGACGCCUCCAUUGCUGCUCCAUUCACCUCUAAACUGUCCUCCAUACAGUGCAUCUGUCACGUGAUCAAACAGGGGCGCUGCACUCUGGUGACCACCCUGCAGAUGUUUAAGAUCCUGGCGCUGAACGCUCUGGUUCUGGCUUACAGUCAGUCUGUGCUUUACCUGGAGGGGGUCAAAUUCAGCGACUUCCAGGCGACUCUUCAGGGCCUGCUGCUGGCCGGCUGCUUUCUCUUCAUCUCAAGGUCAAAGCCGUUGAAGACUCUGUCCAAAGAGCGGCCUUUACCGAACAUCUUCAACCUGUACACUGUCCUCACAGUGCUGCUGCAGUUUGCAGUCCACUUCUGCAGUCUGGUGUACCUGUACAGGGGGGCACAGAGCAGAAGCCCACCCAGGACAGAGCAGUUUGUGGACCUGUCCAAAGAGUUUGAGCCCAGUCUUAUUAACAGUACUGUAUACAUCAUGUCCAUGGCCAUGCAGAUGGCCACAUUUGCCAUUAAUUAUAAGGGCCAUCCUUUCAUGGAGUCUCUCACUGAGAAUCGGCCCUUGCUGUGGAGCAUCGGUAUAUCAGGGCUCGCCAUAGUAGGGCUGCUGACGGGAUCUUCACCUGAAUUCAAUGAGCAGUUUGCCUUAGUGGAUAUUCCAACUGAGUUUAAGUUAAUAAUAGCCCAGGUCCUCGUUUUGGACUUUGUCGCCGCCCUGCUGGUGGACAGAGUUUUGCAGUUCCUGCUGGGCAGAGGAACCCUGAGGUUGCCUAAAUGAACUGUUAUUGCCGACAGUCACCAAAGCAGCUGCUGCCCCUCGUGACCAGACUGUGAACGGGCUUUACAGGAACACGGUACUGUGUGGCAGACUCUGCGGGAUGCGAAAGGACGGCCGUCAAACUCAAUACUGUACACACCCCAGUGUUUCCUUCUCCUCCCUGUCUCUGUCUUUGCUCGGUCUUAAUACUUUAGCUUCAUUCUCUUUCUACUGACAUCUGUAACCACCCCUCUGCUCUGAAGGCCAAGGAGACUACAGUAUUGUGUUGAGGGUGAGAGUGUGUUGUUGAGGCGCACGGCUGUGACAGGGGCGUUCUGAAGAAGUGUUUCUUUUGUUGUUUUGUUUUGAUUUGUUUUCAUCAUUUUGUAAAAAGACAAAUCUCAGAAAGAAUUAUAAAUGACCAAAAAAAGUU
This is a messenger RNA of Cyprinus carpio (common carp), 4144 nucleotides long. It is a transcript of the gene atp13a1, whose product is annotated as ATPase 13A1. Lineage: Eukaryota; Metazoa; Chordata; Actinopteri; Cypriniformes; Cyprinidae. Gene Ontology annotation, cellular component: endoplasmic reticulum membrane. Gene Ontology annotation, biological process: extraction of mislocalized protein from ER membrane; intracellular calcium ion homeostasis. Gene Ontology annotation, molecular function: ATP binding; membrane protein dislocase activity; ATP hydrolysis activity. The record is from RefSeq and is a predicted model, not a curated record.